Messenger RNA from Girardinichthys multiradiatus, 699 nucleotides. Its product is annotated as gamma-crystallin M2-like. Lineage: Eukaryota; Metazoa; Chordata; Actinopteri; Cyprinodontiformes; Goodeidae. The transcript has 3 exons. Gene Ontology annotation, molecular function: structural constituent of eye lens. The record is from RefSeq and is a predicted model, not a curated record. The coding region runs from base 97 to 648 and encodes 183 amino acids. Gene Ontology annotation, biological process: lens development in camera-type eye; visual perception.
GUGAUUUACAAAGCCACCAGCGUCACUCAGGUGUAUAAAAGCUGUGAACUCACACAGGUAUGACUGCACUGAGCCCUCUCCAGCUCCUCCGACAACAUGUCUGCCCCAAACAUGAACAUGAGCAGGAUCGUCUUCUACGAGGACAGGAACUUCCAGGGACGUUCCUAUGACUGCAGCAGUGACUGUGCCGAUUUAUCCUCCUACCUGAGCAGGUGUCACUCCUGCAGGGUGGAGAGAGGCUGCUUCAUGGUCUACGACCGCACCAACUACAUGGGUAACCAGUACUUCAUGAGGAGGGGCGAGUACGCUGACUACAUGAGCAUGAUGGGAAUGAGCGACUGCAUCCGAUCCUGCCGCAUGAUCCCCAUGUACCGUGGCUCCUACAAGAUGAGGAUCUACGAGAGGGAGAACUUCGGAGGCCAGAUGUACGAGAUGAUGGACGACUGCGACAACAUCAUGGAUCGUUACCGCAUGUCCAACUGCAUGUCGUGUCACGUGAUGGACGGACACUGGCUGAUGUAUGAGCAGCCCCACUACAGAGGCAGGAUGAUGUACAUGAGGCCUGGAGAGUACAGGAGCUUCAUGAACAUGGGCAUGGGCAACAUGAGGUUCAUGAGCAUGAAGCGCAUCAUGGACUCCUACUACUGAAGAAAUUCAGGACAGUGCUGAGAAACAUUAAAAAACUGUUUUUCUCCUAAA